Molecule: messenger RNA, 1299 nt
Organism: Amorphotheca resinae ATCC 22711
Lineage: Eukaryota; Fungi; Ascomycota; Leotiomycetes; Helotiales; Amorphothecaceae
Exons: 1
Coding region: 46-1299 (417 amino acids)
Biological process (GO): cellular response to nitrosative stress; nitric oxide catabolic process
Cellular component (GO): intracellular anatomical structure
Molecular function (GO): FAD binding; oxygen binding; heme binding
Source: RefSeq, a predicted model, not a curated record
CGUGCUUUUAGAACUCACAUAGACAAGAAAGAAGAAACCUACACGAUGCCGCUUUCUGUUGAACAAGUUCAAAUCAUCAAGUCAACAGUCCCUGUUCUCGCUGAGCAUGGCAACGCUAUCACGACCUCCUUUUACAGCACUAUGCUGAAAGAAAACCCUGUGCUUUACAACAUCUUCAGUCGAACAAAUCAAGACAAUGGCCAUCAGCCACGGGCGUUGGCUGCUGCUUUGUACGCGUACGCUGCCAACAUUGAUAAUCUCGCUGUGCUUGGCCCCGCAGUUGAGCUUAUGUGCCAGAGACACGCCUCGCUGUUUGUUCGCCCGGAGCAUUAUGAUAUUGUGGGCAGGUACCUCCUAGCUGCGAUGGGCUCUGUUCUUGGUUCGGCUUUGACCCCAGACGUGCUUGAUGCUUGGACUGCGGCCUACACACAGUUGGCGAAUCUUAUGGCUGGCCGAGAAAAGGAGCUAUACACUAUGAGACCGGAUUGGACCGACUGGCGCGACUUUGUCAUCAAAAAGAAAGUCAAGGAAGCGGACGACAUAACCUCUUUCUACCUCGAACCUGUCGAUGGACAGCCACUGCCUCUGUUCAAGCCAGGACAGUAUAUCUCUGUCAGAGUUGAUAUACCAGAACUGAAGCAUAUGCAAGCCAGGCAGUAUUCGCUGAGCGAGGCGCCGCGAGCAGACUACUAUCGCAUCAGUACAAAACGAGAAGACGGUCUUGACUUAUCCGAACCUCAAUCACGCGCUCAUCCGGGAUACGUAUCAACCGUUCUACACCGCUUGAAGAACCAAGGAGACAUAAUACAAGUUUCGGCUCCUCGGGGCGAGUUCUUUCUCGAUCUUGAAGACAAGACAAGCACAUCACCUGUGGUCCUUAUCUCCGGCGGCGUGGGUCUCACACCAAUGUUGUCGAUGCUCAACUCCCUUGUGGCUCAGGGGUCUCCGAGACCAAUUUCAUGGAUACAUUCUGCGAGGAGUGUGUCGGCUCAGGCCUUCGCCGCACAUGUGCGCGAAGUCUGUGAGAGUCACACCAAUAUUCAUGAGACCAUCUUCAUUAGUAAGCCGUCCGAAACUGACGUCCACAACGUGGACUACCACCACCAAGGCCGUUUGGACUUGGCCAAGGUGGAGAGGCAGAAGGAUCUGUUCCUAGAUGACAAAACCACGGAAUACUAUAUUUGUGGCCCAGAUGGUUUUAUGGAGGAUAUGAGGCGCGCGCUAAAGAAUUAUGGUGUAGAUGAUAGCAGGAUCAAAGCUGAGCUCUUUGGCACGGGAAGCCUGCCUGGGCCAGAAUAG